Messenger RNA from Cucurbitaria berberidis CBS 394.84, 2055 nucleotides. Its product is annotated as fungal trichothecene efflux pump. Lineage: Eukaryota; Fungi; Ascomycota; Dothideomycetes; Pleosporales; Cucurbitariaceae. The transcript is spliced from 3 exons. Gene Ontology annotation, biological process: transmembrane transport. Gene Ontology annotation, molecular function: transmembrane transporter activity. The record is from RefSeq and is a predicted model, not a curated record. Bases 92 to 1903 code for a protein of 603 amino acids.
CUACCACCAAUACCCUCCUUUUCCAGAAUAUCCCUGUGGUUCUGUUCUUUCUUCCUGAAUCGUCAUUGUCAUUUGGAAGUUCCAAGGCAAGAUGGCCGAUACCGUCACCACCAGCAUUCCACCAAGGACCCCGACGGAGAAGCCUCCUCAGGAAACCAUCUCAUCCCUUGAGACACUCAAUUCGGACGAAGCAGAUAGGAUUCGCUCCGAGGCUCUAGCGACUGACGCGUCUAAGCUCGAGCAUGGAUACUUCCUCAAGCCCAGAAUCGUGGGAACUUUCGCCGGGACUAGCAUAAUCGUUGUUGCAACAUAUUUCCAAUUCCAAGCCCUCGCUGCUGUCAUUACCUCCACGGUCAACAAAGACAUCGGACCCAGUGCCAAUGUGGCCCUGGUCAGCACAGUAUGGACUGUUUCCCAGCCCAUUGCACUUCUACUUUUCGGUCGGCUGAGUGAUCGCUUUGGACGCCGAAACUUUGCUUUGGGAUCAUGUGUGCUCGCAAUUAUCGGUGGCAUAGUUGCCGCUACUGCCCAGUCAGUUGAGACGUUGAUCGGGGCUGAAGUACUCAUGGGCAUUGCAUCUGGAGUGCCAGCAUCGUAUCCGCUGUUGGUUGGCGAGCUUUUGAGCAACAAGUACAAGUAUGUUGGUACUGCACUCAUCGUCGUACCCAACGUUAUCGCGACCGGAUUUGGUGCAUAUAUCGGUCUGGCGCUCGUUCAGGUGGCCAACUGGAGGUGGAUCUUCUAUAUCUACAUCAUCAUGAUGGUCCCUGGUACCGUCUUAUGGUUUCUAUACUACCACCCACCGUCUUACAUUCAGCUACACGGAAAGAAGUCGAGUAAGGUCGCUGAACUCAAGAAGGUCGACUGGCUCGGUGUACUUCUUCUCGUUGCUGGUCUUGCUCUAUUCUUAGUCGGCAUCUCAUGGGGCGGCCCAGCUCAGCCAUGGACGUCUCCGAAGAUUUUGGGUCUGUUGAUCUCAGGUGCUGUCGCUACUGUCUCCUUCAUCCUUUACGAGGUCUUCCUCACACCCCAACAACCGAUUAUUCCGAUGCGCUUCUUUCGCGAUUUUCGCGGGUUCACCUGCCUGGAAAUCAUCUCUGCGACCUAUGGCGUUAUCAAUAUUGCGCUUUUCGUCAUGUGGCCACAGCAAGUUACUUAUAUUUUCGGGUCAACUGUUAGCACUUGGCAAGAGUCUGCGUGGCUCUCGACCACAGCUGCAUUUGGUCUAUGGGGCGGCAUUGUCGUUCUUGGCCCUUUGAUGUCCUGGAUUGGUCACAUUAGGUAUCAGAUCCUGGUCGCGUCUGUCUGGAUGACAGUGUUUCUUGGUGCAAUGGCUAGCAUAACCGUGGAAAAUAAGGCUCGGGCCAUUGCCUUCUCUUUCCUUGCCGGCUGGACCAUUGGAUGGGGCGAAGUCAUCGCGGCAAUCAUUGUGCAGUAUGUUGUCUCCGACCAGGACCUUGGUGUUGCGUUUUCUGUCAUAUCCGCUUCCCGCACUAUCUUUGGCUCAAUCUUCACGUCGGCCUUCAUUGCGGUAUAUACGAACAAGGUUCCAGGCUACCUAGCUUCUAUUGUCCCACAACGAGUUCUCGCUGCCGGCUUGCCGGAGUCCUCGUUGAAAGCUCUCAUGACAGCUGCAGCGGCCGCCAACCAGACCGCCCUUCGUGAGAUCCAAGGCAUGACGCCCGAGCUACUCCGCACUACGAACAUUGCCGUCAGCGAUGCCUAUUCCAAGUCAUACGCAUACGUGUAUUACUUCGCUGUCGCUAUCGGUGGUCUUGCUAUCAUCGCUUCUAUUUGUAUGCGCGAUUUUGACAAGUAUCUAACCGGACAUGUUUCAAGACAGCUAUAUCAUAAGAAGGAUACUGGCACGGACCCGUUGGAGUCCACUGAGCUAAAGGUUUAGGCAAUAUGGGGUAGCAAGGUGGGCUACAAGGCUAAAGCUUAGGCUUGUUGAGCUAUCGCGAAGUAGUCCUGGGGUGACGCAAAACAAUUUUUUAUAGCUUAGACCUCAUAUUUUGUCGCGAAUAAGAAGGUUUUAAUGAAGAAAUACUGCGU